Messenger RNA from Acyrthosiphon pisum (pea aphid), 585 nucleotides. RefSeq lists its product as uncharacterized. Bases 126 to 509 code for a protein of 127 amino acids. The record is from RefSeq and is a predicted model, not a curated record. NCBI's taxonomy places the organism in Eukaryota, Metazoa, Arthropoda, Insecta, Hemiptera, Aphididae. The transcript is spliced from 2 exons.
UAAGACGCUAUAGUUGUCAAUCGUUGUAAUAUUAUUGUUUGAACACUGACGUGAGUCCUGACUAUAUAGAAUUGUUUUAAAAUACGCAGUAUAUUUUUAAUUUUUAUAUUAAAGACUUAACUAGUAUGGAAAAUGAACUAAUUCUUCCGUGGAAUAUUUAUAAUAUUCAUUUUAAAGUUAUUAAAAUAAUAAAUAGUUGCGAGUUGUACACUACGUACGAAGUAUCUUGCAAACAUUGUAUUUGUUCGAAGACGCGUACUGCUGAUUCACGUGCCCCAUCAAAUCUUCGCAAGCAUUUGAAAGAUAAACAUAGUAAUGUCAAGUCUGUUAGAGAAUUACUAGCUCCUUCUACUACUGUUUCAAUAGAUGUUAAAAGAAAAGUCAACACUGAAAUUCAUGAUAAUUCUGAUGUAAAAAAAAUCAAAAAUUUAAAUACUGUUCAGAUGUCAAUACUUAAUUGUCCAAAUCGUAAAAGUUUGACUUCUCAAGGUACAGUUGAUUUAGUAUAAUAAAUAAUAAUAUAAUAUAUUAAUAUAGUAAUAGUAUGUACGUGUAUUUCUAUAUUAGUAAGACUUAGAUAUUACU